AUGAUGCGCGAGGAGGCGACCGCGAGGCCCAGCGUCGGCUUUGGGUUCCUCUGGAAGUUUCCGAGCGAAGGCUCCAACAGCGCCGACGCCGACGCGUCCUUCCCACACCGAUGCGAUAGCUGCGGCGACGCCUGGGUCACAUCGCUGGACGAUCUCAAGCGCCACGCCGCGACGUGUCGUGGCGCCCGCCGUCCGCGCCGCCUCGAGCUAGGCGCGCCUCGUCCAUACUGGUGCGAGAUUGCUGCCACAAGCCUCGAGUGGCGCGAGGCCGCGCACGCGCUGCAGGACGAGCACAACCAAGUGCCGUUUACGACGGUCGUGCGGGUCGCGCCGCUCGACGACGACUGCUUCCAGGUCGUCACGCUGCAGAGCUGCAUCACGUUUCGCGCAGAGUCGCAAGACGAGCGCAACGCGUGGCUGAGCGCGCUCGGCGAAGCCAUCUUCUGCCUCGGCGCGCCGCCGGGUGCCGAGGCGACAGAAGCCGUUGGCGCCUGCCUCCGAAGGGGCGGCGACGUCGACGAGCUGGAAGCGAUCUUGCAGUCGCACCCGGCCGCCAUCACCAACACCGACACCGACGGCAACUCGAUGCUGCUGGUCGCCUGCAAGCUGGGUGCUCCCAUCGAGGUGUUCCGCCUCCUGCUGCACUAUGGUGCCGACGCUUACGCAGUCAACGCCAAGGGGGAGGCGCCGAUGUUACUGCUGAGUGCGGCGGGCGAGACGGCCAUCGUGCGGCUCUUCCUUCUCGACUUUGACGUCGACGUGCACACGCGGUAUGGCGGUGGCGUCUCGGCGGUGCUGGCGGCGGCGGCCAUGGGUGAAACCAAGAUGCUGCAAUUGCUCUUCGAGCUCGGCGCUAACCUCUUGGACGUGGAUGACCGAGGGUACUCGACGCUUCACUGCGCCAGCACGUACUGCUACGGCCUCGACACAGUCUCGUAUCUCUGUGGUGUGGCGCCGAGCCUCAUCGACUGGCCUGCCAGUGACGGAAGCACGGGGCUUCUCCUCGCGGUGCAGCACGGGCUCCUGGAAAUUGCCAAGGUGCUCUUGGACCACCAGGCCAACCCGCGUAUCGCCGACAUGCAAGGGGUCACAGCCGACGCUUUAGCCCGCGCUGCCGGUCAUUGGGACCUCCUCGCCCUCAUGACCCCGCCGCCGGAGAACCCGUGGAUCGAGUGCCAAACGGACGAAGGCGACGUUUUCUACUACAACUCGGUGACGGGCGAGUCGAGCUGGUACCUUCCAGGCCCACCUAUCGUGGACGAAGACGAAAUAGCAGUCAAGUCGACGCCAGUGUGCCUCCUGCCGCUCGUGUCGCCUCUCAACGCACUCGACGACCCAGACGCGGCGGCAAAGGAGCUCGUCCGACGCAAGAAGGAGCGUCAGCAGCGUCGACGGCGAAAGCAGGCAUCUUAA
Saprolegnia diclina VS20 is the source of this 1413-nucleotide messenger RNA. RefSeq lists its product as hypothetical. The record is from RefSeq and is a predicted model, not a curated record. Bases 1 to 1413 code for a protein of 470 amino acids. The transcript is spliced from 8 exons. NCBI's taxonomy places the organism in Eukaryota, Oomycota, Saprolegniomycetes, Saprolegniales, Saprolegniaceae. Gene Ontology annotation, molecular function: protein binding.